AUGGGGGGAGGCCGCCACCGCAGGCUACGCUCUGCCACACCGGAGUACGACUUGGAAGGUUUCGAGUUCUUCACGAUCAUACUCGAGAAUUACUCCAAGAGGCAGAGGCUGCCUGGCACUUUUAUGAAGAUGCUAGAUAGCCAUCGGCCAAAGAAUGUGAAGCUACGACAGGCCGGCAGCGGGCUUCGCAGGUUGUGGGGCGUGGAGGUGGUGUUCAGGUACGACCACAUGUACCUGUGUCGUGGCUGGGAGCAGUUCAUCUGUGCCUACGACCUGCGGCACGGGUACUUCCUUGUCCUCAGGUACGACGGCAACGCCACGCUCACCGUGAAGGUGUUCAACACGACUAUGUGCCGCAUGCGCUACCAGGACAACGACGAUGCCACUUGA
Molecule: messenger RNA, 390 nt
Organism: Aegilops tauschii subsp. strangulata
Lineage: Eukaryota; Viridiplantae; Streptophyta; Magnoliopsida; Poales; Poaceae
Source: RefSeq, a predicted model, not a curated record